UCUCGAGAACGUGGAGUCGCGUGUUUUUGCUGAGCUGGAUUGUGUUUACAUCCCAGAAAACUGUUUAUCACUCCGUCCUCCCCUCCCUUAACCCGGCUCACGAACGGUGGCUGCACACACACACACACACACACAACACAUAAUUUUUUUUUGGAAAAUCGUGUAACGUCAAACGUCCGCGUUUCUCUUUCUUUCGAAUUUUAAUAUUUCUUCCCGCAAUUUUUCAUAUUUUUUGGCCUUACUACUAGGACGAGUCUGUACGAGUCUGAAAAGAAGAUAGGAGUCAACUUUUGGAAACAUGAAGGUGACGGUUACAACGUUAAGUGACGAUAUCUUCGUCUUGGAUGUCAGUGAAGAUCUCGAAUUGGAGAACUUUAAGGCCUUUUGUGAAAUCGAAAGCGGCGUACCGGCUCACGAGAUCGUCAUUGCUUUCAACGGCCUACCAUUAAUGGACGAUAAGAAGUCUCUUAAGGACCAUGGCAUUCGUGAUGGUGACGCCGUUAUCCUUCAACACAUGCAUCAGAGUGGCUCCGACUUGAACGUUAACCCCUUUAACGGAGUUAUUCCUACAUUGGACUUCAGUUCCAUCAGAGUACCAGGAACGUCGAACAAUAGGCAAAUUCCACCUACAAAUAGUACUGCUCAUAGAGUACAAAACCCGCGUAGCGAAGAUGAUCCAGCCAUGAUAAGAGAUAUGUUCUUAGCGAAUCCAGAUCAAUUGGCGUUACUUAAGCAAAAUAAUCCUAGGCUCGCGGAUGCCUUAUUGUCCGGUAAUUUAGAUAGAUUUUCAACUGUACUGAGGGAACAAAUCAAAGUCAGAGAAGAACGCCAAGUGCAAAGAUUAAGAAUGAUGAAUGCGGAUCCAUUGGAUACCGAAGCGCAAAGACUGAUCGCGGAAGAAAUUCGACAGAAAAACAUUGAGGCCAAUAUGGAAGCGGCAAUGGAAUAUAAUCCUGAAACGUUUGGCACCGUCGUUAUGUUGUAUAUUAACUGCAAAGUAAAUGGAUUUCCUGUUAAAGCAUUUAUUGACUCAGGUGCACAAACAACGAUAAUGUCUGCGGCUUGCGCAGAAAGGUGUCACAUUAUGCGUCUAGUCGACACUAGAUGGGCUGGAGUUGCCAAGGGUGUCGGCGUACAACGCAUCAUCGGACGAAUUCAUAUGGUCCAAAUUCAAAUUGGCAAUGACCAUCUUACGACGUCUUUUAGCGUACUCGAAGAACAAAGAAUGGAUAUGUUACUUGGUUUAGACAUGUUGAAAAGGCAUCAGUGUUGCAUAGACCUAAAGAGAAAUUUAUUGAUGAUCGGAACAACAGGAACUGAGACUCCAUUUUUAGCAGAAGGCGAUUUGCCAGAAUGUGCAAGAUUGAGUGGUAAUAGCGAUGAGUCACUGGACGAUAGGGAUCUGCACAGGGCUUUGGAAGAUAGUACGAGAGAUGCAAAGAAGCAAAGGCAACAGCACGAUAUCAUCCAGGGUCACAACAAUUCCGUUGGCGCGUCAUCUUCAUCCAACAGACUGGCCACAUUAGAAACUACAAUUUUUUCACACGAUCCAUUUACCGAAGCCACGGUUAAAGAAAUUGAAGCGUUAGGUUUCAGUAGAGCUCAAGUAAUUAGCGAACUGCGUAGGUUUAAUGGCGAUAAAGCACAAGCUACGGCAGCAUUGUUCGCAAAAUCCUUAAAAUUCUAAUGGUGAAGGCUAGCUACCGUAUACAAUAUUUAGCAAUAUUAUACAAAUCUGUGAAUAAUAAGAAGAAAUCGCAUUAAGAUAUUGCGAUGGCAUGCAGCGAAGUUUAAGGAAAUUUAUACCUGUUUUUAUGUAGCAAUUUUCCAUAACGUUCGUUAUACAUACCGACUAAACUAAUGACGUUAAGAAAGAAUCAUCUUUUAGAAUGUUCUGUCUGGCAAGCUGAGAAAACACGUUGCCGAGAAGUUAUAUUUCUUAAGUUUUAUGCGUUAACGCAUAUUUAAACCUAAAUACGUAAAGGGGGAGAAAAUUAUACGAUUUUAUACAAGCGAUUAAAAGAUAUUAAUUAAUUGAGAUGAGCUAAUCUAUAAUGCAGUGAACAAGAAGAAAAGAAAGUGCUUGUCAUACGAUAAUUCACAGUAUGGUUAAGACGUUUGUAAGUAACAAAAAUACAAUGAUGCUUAUAAAAUAUACGAAUAAGAAUAUAUCAAGGAUCAUAAGAAA
This is a messenger RNA of Vespula pensylvanica (western yellowjacket), 2188 nucleotides long. RefSeq names its product protein DDI1 homolog 2 (gene rngo). The record is from RefSeq and is a predicted model, not a curated record. Gene Ontology annotation, biological process: proteolysis. Gene Ontology annotation, molecular function: protein binding; aspartic-type endopeptidase activity. The coding region runs from base 299 to 1687 and encodes 462 amino acids. The transcript has 6 exons. NCBI's taxonomy places the organism in Eukaryota, Metazoa, Arthropoda, Insecta, Hymenoptera, Vespidae.